GUACCAAUCACAUACAUCGACAAAAACAAUAUUCGGUGACGGUUUACCUGAUGCUGAGAAAGGGCAACAAGGAAUUCCGGGAAUUGUUUCAAAUACGACAUUGAACCAAUAUCGGUACAAGUUUCUCACAAUUUUUGGUGAGAUUAUGUGGAAUCGUGGGUAG
Molecule: messenger RNA, 163 nt
Organism: Ambispora gerdemannii
Lineage: Eukaryota; Fungi; Glomeromycota; Glomeromycetes; Archaeosporales; Ambisporaceae
Source: the annotation of a GenBank genome assembly